AUGCAUUCGCGAUUGCCCCAGAGCGCCCUCCUCCAACCAUGCCAUGCCCUCACUUUCCUUGCCCUCCUCUCGAUCGCCCUGCUUUGCGCUCCCGUCAACGCGACUGUUGAUUACGACACGCCGUCCCUGUCACGCGACAUCGCCGAAGCCGCUGCCAACGCCGCUCAGAAGCCGUUCACGCACCCCCGCCCGGCCAGCCUCACCCCGGACGACGAUGCCGCACCGGCAGCCGCAAUCCCUCCCGAGAGCGGCGGGGAGGUGCACUGGCCUCUGAACCCGCUGGAGGAGCUGCACAACGCGCUGGAAACGAUGCAAUCGCGCUACUUCGAGCUGUGGCUCGGCCAGUGGCCGUCGGCCAUCGACUGGACCGCGGCCGUCAUGUCCACCUUCGUGUCGGCGACGCUGCACUCGCUCACGCGCUCGCUCGAGUACGUGCUGCCGGGCGCGGAGCGGCCGGCCGUCGACGGCCAGCGCAUCGAGAACGAGAUCGGGCGGUAUUUCUCGCAGUCGGUGGCGUACUACUUCGGCGAGGACGCCUUCAGCCUGCGCAUGCAGGCCUACGACGACAUGCUGUGGGUCGUGCUCGGCUGGCUCGAGAGCAUCAAGUUCAUCGACGUGCACGCCCGCCGCCACUACGGCCACCACCGCGACGCCCGGCACGGCUCGUGGUACGGCGCGCAGUUCGCGCCCGGCUUCGCCCACCGCGCCCACAUCUUCUACAACAUCGCGUCCGCCGGCUGGGACACGGAGCUGUGCGGCGGCGGCAUGACGUGGAACCCGCGCCUGACGCCGUACAAGAACGCCAUCACGAACCAGCUCUUCAUCUCGGCCUCGAUCGGCAUGUACCUGUACUUCCCCGGCGACGACAACUCGUCCCCGUUCAUGGGUCAGAGUCAGAGCGCUGGCGGCAGCGGCGGCGGCGGCGACGAUGGUGAUGGCGGGCUGCCCACCGCCCGCCCACACGACGCCCGCUACCUCGCGGCCGCGGUGAGGGGCUACGAGUGGCUGCGCGGCAGCAACAUGACCAACGACCAGGGGCUGUACGUCGACGGCUUCCACAUCACCGACUGGGGCAAGAACGGCACCAUCGGCACGGGCAAGUGCGACGAGCGCAACGAGAUGACGUACACGUACAACCAGGGGGUGCUGCUGUCGGGCCUGCGCGGCCUGUGGGAGGCCACCGGCGAGCGCUGGUACCUGGAAGACGGCCACGAGCUCGUCCGCAACGUCAUCAAGGCCACGGGCUGGGCCGAGCACGAGGAGCGGCGGCGGCGGCGGCAGCGGCGGCAUCGUGGACGAGGACGGGGUGGCGGUGGUGGUGACGGGGGCCGCCAUCAUCGUCCUCAUCACAGCGAGGAUGAAGAUGACGACGAGGAGGUAGUAGUGGAACUCGACGAUGAAAGGGAGACGCGAGAAGACCCGAGCAAAUGGCACGGCAUGGGCCGCGCCGGCGUGCUCGAGGAGCAGUGCGACGCCGCCGCCAGCUGCAGCCAGAACGGCCAGACGUUCAAGGGCAUCUUCUUCCACCACCUCACCCUCUUCUGCGAGCCGCUCCCGCUCCGCGCCCGCGUCCCCGGCGGCAUCACCCACGGCGCCGACCCCGCCACCGCCUCCUUGCACCGCCAGAGCUGCAAGGAAUACGCCACGUGGGUCGCGCACAACGCGCGCAUGGCGCUGCGCUCGAGGGACGCCGAGGGCAGGUUCGGCAUGUGGUGGGGUGCUGCUGCUGCUGCGAAUAGUGAUGGUGAUGAUGAUGAUGAUAUUGUUGUUGAGGUUCCGCCGCUGCCGGUCGGUGCGGUGGAUUACAGGAACGAUGAGGAAGUGUUGCUGGGUGGUGGGUUGUGGUUGCCGAUCAGGGAUUAUGAUUGGAGCAGCAACAACGGCGGCGGCCCGCCGAAAGUGGGAGACGGGUUGCCUUCGUUCAUGGAGUUUGGUGAUGAUGAUGCUGUUGUGGCUGGAGGUAAGGCUACUGGCGGGAGUGUGUCGUCGUCGUCGUCGUCGUCGAGGCUGACGUCGUCGAUGAAGGUGAGGAAGAGCGGUGCGGAGGUGAGGGAUAAGAACGAUAGAGGUAGAGGACGGACGGUUGAGACGCAGGGUGGCGGCGUGGCGGUCGUUAGGGCGUUGUGGGAAUUUGUUAAUAUGUAUAGGGAGUGA
This is a messenger RNA of Diplodia corticola, 2154 nucleotides long. RefSeq names its product glycoside hydrolase family 76 protein. NCBI's taxonomy places the organism in Eukaryota, Fungi, Ascomycota, Dothideomycetes, Botryosphaeriales, Botryosphaeriaceae. Gene Ontology annotation, biological process: carbohydrate metabolic process. The transcript has a single exon. The record is from RefSeq and is a predicted model, not a curated record. The coding region runs from base 1 to 2154 and encodes 717 amino acids.